UGCACUGUUCCAACGCAAUUACAUUAAUUACAUAAAAAUCGGAAAAGUGCGAAUCGGACUUGCGCUCGAAUGGUUCGGUAUCGGACACGAGCAAAAAAUCACAUUUGUUAUAUGAGAACCACCUUUAAAUAUUUGUAUAAUUUUUAUUUAAUUAAUUAUUUUUUUAAGUUACUAUAUAAAUACAUAUUUUGUAAAUAUUUCAAACGUGCAGACGUUUAUAUUUUUUACUUGUUUUUGCUCCAACAGGCAGCUGUUGGAGCAAAAACAAGUAAAAAAUAUCACGUUUGUUGAAUGGGAGCCCUUUUAAAUAUUUAUUUUAUUCUGAUUUAUUAAAUUUGUUAUCGAAGCGACAACAGAAACACAUCAUCUGUGAAAAUAUCAAUUAUCUAACUUUCAUGGUUCAUGAGAUACAGCCUGGUGACAGACAGAUAGCUAAAUCUUAGUAAUAGGAUUCCCGUUUUACACUUUGGGUACGGAACACUAAAAAAACAAAUUCACAAUCUCCUUUAUUGAAGUGGUUGAAGGGAUGGAAAAAUGACAGAAUUUAUUGUAUCGUAUUUAAGAUAAAAAUCUAAGUUGUUCUGGUAUCUCGUCUCCGUCUCUUUGAUUACUUUAGCCAAUUCUCGUUUCCAAUUUAAAUACGCAUCUUAAAGGUUUCUAAAAUAAGAUUCUAUAUUCUUGUAUAGGUAUUUCUGAAGAUAUCUUCUAUUAGAGUUUAAUUUACCACAGUUCGGUCGAAAUUCAAAGUUUUCUAUUUCAUUGUUACAGAGGGAUUUUACUUCAGAACCAAAGGAGAUACGGAGAAGCUAUCAAAAGUUUCGAGAGAGCAAUUUAUUUCAGACCUUCUAUGGCUUGUAAGUAUUACGAUUGUUAUAAUUAAUUAUAAAUAAGUUUAUAUUUAUAUUUUUUUGGUUAUAAUUAUAUGAGAUUUUACACCAGAGCGGCUUCGCACGCGAAGACUAUCAUUAUUUACUUCCAUAAAAACUUUCAACCCGUAUUUCACCUCCUUUGGAUUAGAAUUUCCACAAAUAAUGAAACAAUUUUUUCAUAUUUGUAAUGAGAAGCCCAAAACAAUUUUUUUAUGUUUAUUACUUCCAAAAUGACGAACUUCCAUACAAACUUUCAACCCCAUUAGGAGUUGAGUAAUCCAUUCUUAAUGAGCAACCCUUUACACUAAAUAACUUUAUUGUUUCUACUAUUUAAGUCAUUUCAGUGCUACUUUAUUCAUUUAAUUUUCAAAAAGUCUAUAUUAUGAUUUUUCGGUAACAAAUUUUAUUUUUUUCUUUCCAUUCGAGCGGUACAGCCAUCACAAAGGCUGGGGUCUACAUCGAGCCUUGUGUACAAUACUGACAUUAACUUUCAGUGGCCUAUGUCAAUUUGGGCACAUCCCUUAUGGCGGAUGGGCGAUUAGCUGAAGCGGCUAGUGCGCUUCGUGCCGGCUCCAGGGCAGAAGGAGUAAGAGUACGUGACCGGCGCGAGCAUGAAUCAGCGCGAGUGUCUGCCCUUGUGCAACUAGCGGCGUUGCAUUCUCAACGGGGGCACUGGCACAAAGCGCUGUCAGCGUACAAAGAAGCGCUGCAAAUACUCCCGGACACGAACGCACCUAUUGUCGGAUGGACAAGACAUGUAAGUUUUCAAAGUUAUUAUAUAUUAUACUAGCUUUCCGUCAGCAGCUUCGCCCACGUGGUCUUGUAUUAUACAUAUAAACACUCCUUUUGAAUCACCCUAUCUAUGAAAAAGAAACACAUUAAAAUCCGUUGCGUAGUUGUAAAGAUUUAAGCAUACAUAGGGACAGAGGAAGUGACUUUUUAUUAUUUUUACUAUUUUUUUUGUCUGUUUGAUCCGGCUAAUUUCUGAAACGCCUGGACCGAUUUUGAUGGAACUUUUACUUACUGAUUAGCUUAUGUAACAGGUGGUAACUUAGGCUAAUUUCUAAGCAGACGAAGUCGUGGGCACAACUUGUGGAAAAUAUAGGAAUGACUGUGACGAGAUAAAAAAUUGCAUUAGUCAAACGUUGCAUAGCAUUGUCCAGUACAUAAAGAAAUGUUGCAAAUAAAACUAUAAUAUAUGCAUGCCUUGAAUAUUAUGCAUACGAUAUCAAGGGUAAUCUAAAAUUAUAAAAUAUAAAGUUAUAAGCCUAAGUUUUUUAGUCCUUUAAGGCCAAUAAAUCAGAAUUUAAAGUUAAAAUUCAAUAUAUCUUGUAUUUCAUGUAUUAGUUUAGAUAAAACAACAACAUUGUUAAGAUUAAUCGAGACAAAUAUCAUCUAAGUAUCAUGUUUAUAUUGCUACCAUUCUUUCAAUAAAACAUAUUAUUAUUAUAUAUUGUAGAAAGAUCACAUACAAGAAUGAUCUCUCUUAUCGCCCUCGCUCAACGUGCUAUCGAUGGCUGGGGAAAUUUAUGUACUGCUUCAACAGUGGCCUCAAGCUGAACACAGCAUAUUAUCGGCGCUGGCAAUGGCACCGAACCACGUGGGAACACACGUCACACUAGCGCAAAUACUAGCUAGAAACACGAGUAGAUCAAUAGAAGCGGAGAUGUGGUUCAAGAAAGCAGUAACGUUAGCACCAAACGAUCCAUCAGUGCGGGAUCAAUUUGGUAUGUUUCUAAGAUCGCAGCAUCGACUACGCGAAUCAGCAGAACAAUUAGUGGUUGCAGCGCAACUAGCGCCAACUGACGGCACAAGAGCAGCGUCCGCAGCGCGAGCGUUGCGAGAUGCGCGGCGCUGUCGAUCCGCUGAGCGCUGGUACGCGAAAGCUGUACAACUGAAACCAGAGAUGAAAAGGAUAAGAACUUGGAUGUUGAAAUAUGAAGGUGCAAUAUUGCACCUCAACGGAAAAUAUGCCGCGGCGGCGUCAUCAUAUCGGCGUGCUCUACAGCUGCAACCGAACGAUGACGUCACGGUCACCAACCUGAAGAGGGUCAGGGCACUAAUGAGCAAGCAACGAAGGAAAUAA
This is a messenger RNA of Diatraea saccharalis (sugarcane borer), 2955 nucleotides long. Lineage: Eukaryota; Metazoa; Arthropoda; Insecta; Lepidoptera; Crambidae. The record is from the annotation of a GenBank genome assembly.